AUGUCUGCUGAGUCCGACGUCGCGCUAACCCUGGGCCUCCUCAGUGUCCCGCAUGUGCUGUCCGUGAUGUGGCGGGUGGUGUCCCUGCUGUACUGGUACGAGGCGACCCAGCGGGGCCUGUGGGACGGGAGCGGGCGGGACCUGGGGCGGCUCCUCACCGGGCUGUGUCUGAGCGAGCUGGCCGACGGGCCCAUAGCGUACUUCCCGUUCAACCGCGCGGCUGUGCUCGUCAUCAAGGUGCUGAACCAGGGCUUGCUGUUCUCGCUGCUGUUCCAGGUCCACUCCAUGCGGGAGAGCCGAGCCGUGCCGAUGUCCGGGCGUCACCGCGUGUGUUUCGCGCUGAUGGUCGAGAACUGCGCAGCCUUCAGGCUGAGCUGGAACUACGUGCAGACGGCUGAGCUGGCCAUCGGGCUGCUCUCACAGGUCCUCGGGCUGGGUCCGGCCGUCCUGCCGCCGCUUCACCUGGCUCUCCUCGCUGCCUGCGUGCUGGCCACGGCGUGCACCGAGCUCGCCUUCCUGCAGACGUUCCGCUGGACCUUCGCGGCGCACAUCCCGACUCUACUGUGGGCAGCUUCACUCUACCAACAGUCCGCUUUAAGCGGCAGAAUCCUUUGUGUUCUGGGCGUCUUAAACGCACUGCUGGUGUUCAAAAAGCUGUUAGCGUGUAAAGAAACUGCUCCAAAAAAGCAUCAAUGUCUGACAGAUGUAGAUGAACAACUUUUGGAGGUCUAG
Molecule: messenger RNA, 732 nt
Organism: Branchiostoma belcheri (Belcher's lancelet)
Lineage: Eukaryota; Metazoa; Chordata; Leptocardii; Amphioxiformes; Branchiostomatidae
Exons: 3
Coding region: 1-732 (243 amino acids)
Source: RefSeq, a predicted model, not a curated record